CAGAUGGCAGCACAGCGGCAGCGCGCCCUGGCCAUCAUGUGUCGUGUGUACGUGGGCUCCAUAUACUACGAGCUGGGAGAAGACACCAUCCGCCAGGCCUUUGCCCCGUUCGGACCCAUCAAGAGCAUCGAUAUGUCCUGGGACUCUGUGACGAUGAAGCACAAGGGCUUUGCUUUUGUGGAGUACGAGGUACCUGAAGCCGCCCAGCUGGCCUUGGAGCAGAUGAACUCUGUCAUGUUGGGUGGAAGAAAUAUAAAGGUCGGCAGGCCGAGCAACAUCGGUCAGGCGCAACCCAUUAUCGACCAGCUGGCAGAAGAGGCCCGGGCGUUCAACCGCAUCUACGUGGCGUCCGUUCACCAGGACCUUUCCGACGAUGACAUCAAGAGCGUGUUUGAGGCCUUUGGGAAGAUUAAAUCCUGCACGCUCGCCAGGGAUCCCACGACGGGGAAGCACAAAGGCUAUGGUUUCAUUGAGUACGAGAAAGCACAAUCUUCUCAAGAUGCCGUUUCCUCCAUGAACCUCUUUGACCUGGGGGGUCAGUACCUUCGGGUCGGCAAAGCCGUGACUCCGCCGAUGCCUCUCCUGACGCCUGCCACGCCGGGAGGUUUGCCUCCGGCCGCCGCCGUCGCUGCAGCAGGUGGCCCCACCGAG
Apaloderma vittatum (bar-tailed trogon) is the source of this 651-nucleotide messenger RNA. Its product is annotated as poly(U)-binding-splicing factor PUF60. The record is from RefSeq and is a predicted model, not a curated record. The transcript has 4 exons. Gene Ontology annotation, cellular component: precatalytic spliceosome; catalytic step 2 spliceosome. Gene Ontology annotation, molecular function: RNA binding. NCBI's taxonomy places the organism in Eukaryota, Metazoa, Chordata, Aves, Trogoniformes, Trogonidae. The annotation marks the transcript as partial. Gene Ontology annotation, biological process: mRNA splice site recognition; regulation of alternative mRNA splicing, via spliceosome; alternative mRNA splicing, via spliceosome.